AUGGAUGCUGCGGGAAGGGGCUGCCAUUUGCUGCCCCAGCCAGAGGCGCGCUGACCUGCCCAGUCUCCUGCGUCACCGCCGCUCGGCCCCGGCCCCGGUCCUUGCAGCCUCUCCACCUCAGCUUGGUCCGUGGUUCCUGGGGCCGCCAACAUGAACACUAGCUCAGGGAGCGGAGAGGAGAAAGGGGCUGCCGGCAGCAGCAGCAGCGGAAGCGGCGGCGGCGGCGGCGGUGGUGGCGGCGGGAGCUGCUGCCGCGGAGCCGAGGGCGGUGUACCGGACACGCGGAGCGCAGGGGCUGGAACCUCGGCGGCGGUGGCGGUGGCGGCUGCAGCAGCCGCCCUGGAGGAGCCUCAGGCCACCGGUCAGAAGGAGAAGGACGAGGCUCUGGAGGAGAAGCUAAGAAACUUAACUUUCCGGAAGCAGGUCUCUUACAGGAAGGCAAUCUCUCGGUCAGGCCUCCAGCAUUUGGCUCCAGUGCAUUCCCUCAGCCUACCUAUUGCCAAUGGUCCAGCGAAGGAACCCAGAGCAACACUAGACUGGAGUGAGAAUGCUGUGAAUGGAGAACACCUGUGGCUGGAGACCAAUGUCUCAGGAGACCUGUGUUACCUCGGGGAGGAAAACUGUCAAGUCAAGUUUGCAAAAUCAGCUCUCAGGAGGAAGUGUGCAGUCUGUAAAAUUGUGGUCCACACAGCCUGUAUGGAGCAGCUAGAAAAGAUUAACUUCAGAUGCAAACCAACUUUCCGAGAAGGAGGCUCAAGAUCUCCUAGAGAAAAUUUUGUCCGUCAUCAUUGGGUACACAGAAGGCGCCAGGAGGGAAAAUGUAAGCAGUGUGGUAAGGGGUUCCAACAGAAAUUCUCCUUUCACAGUAAAGAGAUUGUGGCCAUCAGCUGUUCCUGGUGUAAGCAGGCGUUUCACAACAAGGUUACCUGCUUCAUGAUGCACCACAUUGAGGAGCCAUGCUCCCUCGGGGCUCAUGCUGCUGUCAUUGUCCCACCUACCUGGAUCAUUAAGGUGAAGAAACCUCAGAAUUCAUUAAAGGCUUCAAAUCGGAAGAAGAAGAGGACAAGCUUUAAAAGGAAAGCCAGCAAAAGAGGAGCUGAACCAGAAAAUAAAGGCCGACCAUUUGUGAUAAAACCCAUCUCCUCUCCACUCAUGAAACCAUUGCUCAUAUUUGUGAAUCCCAAGAGUGGAGGCAACCAGGGUACCAAAAUUCUUCAGAUGUUCAUGUGGUAUCUGAAUCCACGGCAGGUGUUUGAUCUUUCUCAGGAAGGGCCAAGAGAUGCGCUUGAGCUGUAUAGAAAAGUGCCGAAUCUUCGAAUCCUGGCCUGUGGUGGGGAUGGAACGGUCGGUUGGAUCCUUUCCAUCCUCGAUGAACUUCAACUCAGUCCCCAGCCUCCUGUUGGGGUUCUUCCUCUGGGUACUGGGAAUGACCUGGCUCGAACUCUCAACUGGGGAGGGGGUUACACAGACGAACCUGUCUCAAAGAUACUGUGCCAUGUGGAAGAUGGAACAAUUGUACAGCUAGAUCGAUGGAAUCUCCACGUAGAAAGAAACCCUGAUUUACCCCCUGAAGAACUUGAAGAUGGUGUAUGCAAGCUCCCCCUCAAUGUUUUCAAUAAUUACUUCAGCCUUGGAUUUGAUGCUCAUGUUACGCUGGAAUUCCAUGAAUCCCGAGAAGCAAAUCCGGAGAAAUUCAACAGUCGCUUUAGAAAUAAAAUGUUUUACGCAGGGGCAGCCUUUUCUGACUUCCUGCAGAGAAGCUCCAGGGAUUUAUCCAAACAUGUCAAGGUUGUGUGUGAUGGAACAGACCUCACCCCAAAGAUUCAGGAGCUGAAGUUCCAAUGUAUAGUGUUUUUAAAUAUACCCAGGUACUGUGCAGGCACAAUGCCUUGGGGAAAUCCAGGAGAUCACCUGGAUUUUGAACCUCAGCGCCAUGAUGAUGGCUAUAUUGAGGUCAUUGGAUUCACCAUGGCUUCUUUGGCUGCCCUGCAAGUUGGAGGCCAUGGAGAAAGACUGCAUCAGUGCCGGGAAGUUAUGCUGCUAACGUACAAAUCCAUCCCUAUGCAAGUGGAUGGAGAGCCCUGUAAGUUGGCCCCUGCUCUGAUUCGGAUAUCCCUGAGAAAUCAGGCCAACAUGGUGCAGAAGAGCAAGAGGAGGACGUCCAUGCCUUUACUUAACGAUCCCCAUUCUGUCCCAGACCGCCUGCGGAUCCGAGUGAACAGAAUUAGUUUACAAGACUAUGAAGGCUUGCACUAUGACAAAGAAAAGCUCCGGGAAGCUUGCAUAUCAUUUUGGAUGUCUUCUGGAGCACUCUUUCUUUUCUCCCAACUCUCAGCUAUCCCUCUGGGUAUUCUAGUUGUAAGAGGAGACUGUGAUUUGGAAACUUGCCGCAUGUACAUUGACCGCCUACAGGAGGAUCUGCAGUCAGUUCCUUCUAGUUCCCAGAGAGUUCAUUACCAGGAUCAGGAAACCUCUUUCCCCAGGGCGCUUUCAGCUCAGAGACUUUCCCCCAGGUGGUGCUUCCUAGAUGCUACUUCUGCUGAUCGCUUUUAUCGAAUAGACAGAGCUCAGGAACAUUUGCACUUUGUGAUGGAAAUUUCACAAGAUGAGAUUUUUAUUCUGGAUCCAGAUAUGGUGGUAUCACAGCAAGCAGGGACACCGCCAGGGAUGCCUGAUCUGGUGGUGGAACAAGCUUCUGGGAUGUCAGAUUGGUGGAACCCUGCUCUCCGAAAACGCAUGCUGAGUGAUAGUGGGCUGGGAAAAAUGUCACCACACUUUGAGGUCUCUGAGAAGAAAGACUUCAGCCACUCACACAUGCUACCGUCACCAGUCUCUUCAGAAGAUCAAGCACUUGUACAGGCAGUCAUAGCUGGAGAUCUAAUGAAGCUCAUCGAAUGCUAUAAGAAUGGAGGCAGUCUCCUAAUCCAGGGACCAGAUCACUGUUCACUCCUUCACUACGCAGCUAAAAUUGGGAAUGGAGAUAUUGUGAAAUACAUCCUUGACCAUGGUCCUUCUGAAUUAUUGGAUAUGACAGACAGUGAAACGGGAGAGACAGCAUUGCAUAAGGCUGCCUGCCAGCGGAACCGGGCUGUCUGCCAACUCCUGGUGGAUGCAGGGGCAUCUCUGAGAAAGAGGGAUUCCAAGGGCAGGACCCCUCAAGACAGAGCCCAGCAGGCUGGGGACCCAGAUCUGGCUUCAUAUUUAGAGAGUCGUCAGAGCUACAAGAUCCUUACCCAUGAAGACCUAGAGACUGCAGUUUGACUCAGGUAGAAGGAAGAAGGGAACUCUGGUGAGAAUUAGCAACAAUGCCCCUUGGCAGUCCAGCAGCUCCUGCGGAAGAAACUGAUGGAAUCAAUGUGUCUAUCUUUAUCAUGCAAGAUAUCUAUCUGAGGACAUGCCACCAGUUUCUAAGGGCUACUGAGAUGCACCACAGAAUACCGUCGCCCCCAGGGAAUGAGGCAGGAUUCAUGGAGGUUUGUGGAAUACCUGGUCCACAAAAUUUGAUCCUUAAUGCUUCCAGCAAGUAGCAUGAACUUCUGUGUUCACCUGUAUAAUUUAUUUUAAAGUCAGAAAGGAUGUUCCUAUAAAUGGCACUGCUCCUCUUUCCCCUUCUGCACAGAGUGGCCCUACAUCCACACAGCCCUACUCCUACUAUCUGUUGGUUGGUUUUAAAUUAAAAGGAUGUCUGUUCUCUUAACAGUCAGGCUUCACAGCUAAUGUGGUUUCUGGAAGGACUUUCAAGGAGCUCUGGAUGGCCCACAAAACAUGACUCGGCUUUAAUUUCCUAUGACUAAAUUCAUCUAAAAUAUUUAGUGACUAGGGAGUGU
Molecule: messenger RNA, 3827 nt
Organism: Trichosurus vulpecula (common brushtail)
Lineage: Eukaryota; Metazoa; Chordata; Mammalia; Diprotodontia; Phalangeridae
Gene: DGKI
Product: diacylglycerol kinase iota
Biological process (GO): diacylglycerol metabolic process; intracellular signal transduction; regulation of synaptic transmission, glutamatergic
Cellular component (GO): nucleus
Molecular function (GO): protein binding; ATP-dependent diacylglycerol kinase activity
Source: RefSeq, a predicted model, not a curated record